Xyrauchen texanus (razorback sucker) is the source of this 267-nucleotide messenger RNA. RefSeq names its product C-X-C motif chemokine 10. Gene Ontology annotation, biological process: antimicrobial humoral immune response mediated by antimicrobial peptide; chemokine-mediated signaling pathway; cellular response to lipopolysaccharide. Gene Ontology annotation, molecular function: CXCR chemokine receptor binding; chemokine activity. The record is from RefSeq and is a predicted model, not a curated record. NCBI's taxonomy places the organism in Eukaryota, Metazoa, Chordata, Actinopteri, Cypriniformes, Catostomidae. Gene Ontology annotation, cellular component: extracellular region.
AUGAGCCGGUCUAUUUUAUUGCUGUCCUUGGUCUUUCUGAUCUACAUAGCUUUCACUGAGGGGCAGCAUAUGUUCAUGAGCCAGCGAUGCACGUGUUUCAAAAUAUACAAAAAGCUGAGGCCUGAAAACAUCAAGAAGUGGAAAGUGCAUAAACCAAGUGCAUUCUGUGACACCACUGAGAUUGGUGUUACUUUGAAGAAUCCUCAAGUCGAAGUCUGCCUGAAUCCUGAAUCACAAAUGGGACGGCGACUGAAAUCUAUACAGUAA